CUAAAAAUUUACGUUCUCCUUAAAUAACACUGAAGACAUGAGCAAAGAAACAUACAUCAAUGAGGAAAGAGAGAAUGAGAGAGGAGGAAGAGGAGCCCCUCAGCCCGAUGGCUCGCGUAUUCCAGUCGCGAGGCAUAGACUACUGUGCCGUCACCAUGAUAGGGUUCAAAACCAAGAUCAAACCUGCCGUCGUCCUUGAUGCCUUGAAGCAUAAUGUCUACAAGCAUCCUCGUUUCUCCAGCAAACUGUCUAGUGAUGGUGCAAAAUGGAUCGAGACGGAAGUCAAUGUAAAAGACCAUGUAGUUGUACCAUACAUAGAUCCAGAAGAGAUAGGUGAAGAUGGGGAAGGCUUCAUAGAUAACUAUACUUCACGUAUAACGAUGAAUCCUAUGGAUAGAUCAAGACCAUUAUGGGACAUUCACAUCCUUAACGUCAAAACCUCAGAUGCUGAAGCAGUCGGUGUUGUAAGAACUCACCAUACGUUGGGAGAUGGAACGUCCAUGGUGUCCCUCUUGCUCUCAUGUACACAUAAAACAUCAGACCACAACAGAGUUUCAACUACUAUUCCAUCGUUGAAACGGCGUGGAAGAUACAAAAACAAAGGCUGGUUCUUAAGGUCGAUGUUCACCAUUGGAUCUACAAUGACGCUGAUUUGGAAUACAAUUGUGGAUAUGUUGCUACUUUUUGCUACUUUGUUGUUUUUGAAGGAUACAAAAACACAUAUCAAAGGCGGCGCAGAUGUUGGGAGUAAUCCAAAGAGGUUUUAUCAUAGAACUAUAUCUUUGGAUGACAUUAAACUUAUAAAGAACGCUAUGAAUAUGACUAUCAACGAUGUUCUGGUUGGAAUUACACAAGUCUCUCUUUCUAGCUACUUGAGCCAACGUAUGGUACACUUUAACUUCAAUAUAUAUGAUAAUGAGGAGGAUGGAGCAUUGAUACCGUAUCCGAACAACCUUCCAGGUGGAAUACAAUUUCGUGCAGGUUGCACGGUAAAUCUGAGGUCAGAAAAAGGGUUGAAGCCUUUGGCAGAUAUGAUGGUCAAAGAUUCAAAAUGCAGAUGGGGCAAUUACUUCAGCUAUAUUGUUUUGCCCUUCUCCAUCGGUUUACAAUCUGAUCCGUUGGUUUAUCUAAAGUUAUCCAAAUCCAUGAUGGAUCGAAAGAAGCAUUCUUAUCAUGCCCAUCUAGCGUAUAUGAUGAUUAAAAUCUGCCAAAAUUUGUUAGGAGCUAAGGUAGCAGCAAAACUGUUCAAUAGAACAGUGAUCAACACAACAACAAGUCUUUCGAACGUUAUUGGUCCCAUGGAAGAAAUCAGUUUCGAUGGCAAUCCAAUCACUUACAUUGCUACAAGCGGUUACGGACACUCACAAGCAUUGUUGAUGCAUUUCAUGAGUUAUGCUGGGAGGAUGACAAUCACGUUAGCGGUUGAUCCUACAAUCAUACCUGAUCCUCACAAGAUAUGUGAUGAUAUGGAACAGUCAUUGAAAGAGAUGAAAGCUGCUCUAUGGGAAAGAGGGUUACUCUAAUGCUAUCGUGAGCCACUAGCAUCCAUUUUAAAUGUUUUUUUUGUAGUACCAACUAUAUCAAUUUAGUCAUAUUUUUUAUUUGUCUGAUAAGUGAUAAUUUAAAUAAAAAACAAUUUAUAAA
Brassica rapa (field mustard) is the source of this 1644-nucleotide messenger RNA. RefSeq names its product O-acyltransferase WSD1. NCBI's taxonomy places the organism in Eukaryota, Viridiplantae, Streptophyta, Magnoliopsida, Brassicales, Brassicaceae. Gene Ontology annotation, cellular component: plasma membrane. Gene Ontology annotation, biological process: triglyceride biosynthetic process. Gene Ontology annotation, molecular function: diacylglycerol O-acyltransferase activity. The record is from RefSeq and is a predicted model, not a curated record.